Messenger RNA from Medioppia subpectinata, 666 nucleotides. NCBI's taxonomy places the organism in Eukaryota, Metazoa, Arthropoda, Arachnida, Sarcoptiformes, Oppiidae. The record is from the annotation of a GenBank genome assembly.
CACAAAUAAAGUGGUGAUUGGUUUGAGUCAAUCCUUUGUCUCACUUUUGACGCAUUAAUCCACAGAUCAGUCCAUAAACUGAGAGACACUUUAAGGACAACUCUUUCAUACCAUUCGUCCAUCGCUUUGAUCAUAAACUCAGUCACAAGAUAUCACACAAACGGAUCCAAUCAUCAAAUCUCAGAAAUGUUACCAAAACUGUCGGAACCGUUACCACUGGAUGUGAUCACUCAAGACAUGCAUAUCAUUCAUAUAAUACACGAGAAAUACAAAGACAAGUAUUGCGAUAAUUGUGUCCAACGAUCGGAUCAAUUGAAGAAAUAUGCGAAAUGUCUUCACAUGUAUUACUGUAGUAAAGAGUGUCAGAGAAUGACUGGAAGUAUCACAAGUAUCGCCGCAAUUGUGGCCGAGACGUGUGGGUCGGGCUAUCAGCGCCCGAACAGUGUCCGCGACGUGUGGGUCGGCCUGUCAUCGCCCCUGCAGUCGGCGCCGGGCUAUCAGCUCCCCAACAGUGUUCGCGACGUGUGGGUCGGCCUGUCAUCGCCCCUACAGUCGGCGCCGGGCUAUCAGCUCCCCAACAGUGUUCGCGACGUGUGGGUCGGCCUGUCAUCGCCCCUACAGUCGGCGCCGGGCUAUCAGCUCCCCCGACGCGCACGACUCGGCCAC